This is a messenger RNA of Astyanax mexicanus (Mexican tetra), 1943 nucleotides long. It is a transcript of the gene car15, whose product is annotated as carbonic anhydrase 15. Bases 605 to 1576 code for a protein of 323 amino acids. The record is from RefSeq and is a predicted model, not a curated record. The transcript has 8 exons. Gene Ontology annotation, molecular function: carbonate dehydratase activity; zinc ion binding. Lineage: Eukaryota; Metazoa; Chordata; Actinopteri; Characiformes; Acestrorhamphidae. Gene Ontology annotation, cellular component: plasma membrane.
AAUAACACUUAUUAAUUUAGUAAUAAUUUUAAAUCAUAGUUUUAUAAUUGCUUUUUCUUUAUCAGCCUAAUUUUGUACGUUUCGGGACAUCCCUGCUAUUGAUUGUGUCGGGGUUCCCCUCUGACGGGGGUUUCCCUCUGACAACUGCUGGAUCAGGUUGCUGGGUUUCCCGGCGCUCGGUGACGGGGGUUCCGGAGGUCCGUUAAGCUCCGAAUGCCAGGUGUAAUCUAACCUGUCGGAUUAAACAGCGUCCGGAAACUGAACCGACCCGUGAUGAAGUGAACACAGUGUGACCAUUCAGCACCAGGGGAACAGAUCCGGCCUGAGCAAUGAUCCUGAUUGAUGGGCCUUCCAAUUUCCCAGCUGGAAUACCUGAUCAACCACCGUCUGAUUUAAAUAAUAUUAUAAUAAAUAACCUUUACACAUAUACACAUACACACACACUCUUACACACACACAUACAUUCACACACAAUCUCACACAUACACACAGACUCUGGGCUGGUGUGUGUGCAUGUGUGUGUGUGUCCGGCUGUGCCGGGUGAUGAGGUCAGUGGUGCAGGACGUCCUGCAGUACGGGUAUUUAACCCUGCGGGACGGUGCUGAUGGUCAGUUACACUGGGAACACUGGGAGCAUGCUGCUGCUGCUGGUCCUGACCCUGAUCACCCUCUCACUCUCCCACACCGAUUUCUGUUAUGAUGACGGUCAGUGUGAUCCGUACGCGUGGGGAGAUUACUACCCGUCCUGUCACCCACUGCUGGACGCCCAUCAUUCCCCGAUUGAUCUCGGGCAGCAGGAGAUCCGAGAUGGUGGUCUGGACGCACUGGAACUUUCUGGCUUCAACAGCACCCCCACCGGCCGCUGGAGACUCACCAACCAGGGUCACUCAGUGGUGUUGGAGGUGGGUGGUGGUCUGUCGGUGAGUGGUGGAGGUCUUCCUGGAUCGUAUCGGACCGUCCAGCUGCAUUUCCACUGGGGCAGCGCGUCCAGCAAUGGCUCCGAACACACACUCCUCCAGCAGCGGUUCCCUAUGGAGAUGCACAUCAUCAGUGUGAAGUCCACCUACCCAAACCUGACCGCUGCUCUGGACGACCCGACCGGCCUGGCCGUGCUUGCUGUCUUUAUUGAUCUUGUUUAUGUCGACAAUGACAACUUCCUGCAGAUCUCCAGUGCCCUGCCCUUUAUCACCUACAAAGGUCAGGAGAAGUCCAUCCGGCCGUUCCCCCUCCUCACUCUGCUGCCCCACGCCAACCUCUCUCAGUAUUAUCGUUACCAUGGCAGCCUGACCACGCCCCCCUGCUCACAGGCUGUCCUGUGGACCGUGUAUGAGGUGCCCAUCACCAUCUCCUGGCAACAGUUUGAGCUGUUUAUCAGUGGAAUCUACUCCACCCAGGAGGGGGCGGAGCAUGCGGUUCUCCUGCAGAACAACUUCAGGCAUAUUCACCCCGCCUACAGCACCGUCUACGCCUCCAGACACGCCCACCUGCUCUCCAGCACCCCCCAGCAGACCACCCUCACCCUUACCCUCACCCUCACCCUCACCACCCUCAUACCAGCACUCGGCCUGAUUAGCUGACCGGAUCUCAGCGGGGGAGAGGGCAGGGCUGUGAGUGAAGUGGACACGCUUCUUUGGCAGCAGGUGUUUGGGAGGAACUGUGUAUAAUUUACUGUAAAAAAAAAAAAAAUGGAUUCAGAGGGUUUUAUCACCAGCUUGCCCCGCCCUCCUUCACCCACAUCCGCCCAACGUCUGGCAACAGCGCCACCCACUGUUUACUUCUGGUGUUAUUAAGCGUAGUUAAGUUGUUUAUCUGUUUACCCUCUACUGGAGAAACAGGCCGAGACAUAGCAGGUCAAAGGUCAGACCUGGAGCAGAGAACCCCCAGAACAUUCUGCACCCCAAGACUAGAUAUACUUUUAUUCAUUUCAAAAUAAAAGUCUUUUCU